ACCCUGUUAAACUUCCUCUCUCAGCCACACAGGAAGCUGAGCAGAUCAAGGGCCCAGCCCCAAGCAAGCACAGGCUCCCCCCAGCCCCAGGAGCCCUGGGGGGAAAGGGCCCAACUGGGCCAGCCCUGCGGAGACCAUGGAAUCCACAGAGAAAAGGCAUCCCCCUGCUGUGUUUGACUGGUUCUUUGAAGCUGGCCGUCCCCACUCCUUGGAGGAGGAUCCCCCCAUCCUGCGGCAGUUCCCUCCAGACUUCCGGGAACAGGAAGCUAUGCAGAUGGUGCCCAAGUUCUGUUUCCCUUUUGAUGUAGAAAGGGAGCCGCCCAGCCCUGCCGUCCAGCAUUUCACCUUCGCCCUCACUGACCUAGCGGGCAACCGUAGAUUCGGCUUCUGCCGCCUGAGAGCCGGUGCGUGGAGCUGCCUCUGUAUCCUAAGCCACCUUCCCUGGUUUGAAGUGUUCUACAAGAUUCUCAAUACUGUGGGGGACCUCCUAGCCCAGAACCAAGUCUCAGAGGCUGAAGAACUCCUACAGAACUUGCAGCGACACCCCCUUCCUGGUCCCCUUUCAGAAGGACCAAAAAUGGAUAGCAGCACCGCCAUCUGGAGCGAGUGUGGCAUCUUACCUCCCGCCCUGCGGAAUAACAAGCUGCUCUCUUGUUUUGUGGCCCCGGAUUCUGCCGGCCUGCCAUCUAUUCCUGAAAAUAGGAAUCUUACUGAGCUGGUGGUUGCAGUGACGGAUGAGAACAUCGUGGGGCUCUUCGCGGCGCUGCUGGCUGAGAGGAGGGUCUUGCUCACAGCGAGCAAGCUCAGCACUCUGACAGCCUGUGUUCAUGCGUCCUGUGCUCUGCUGUAUCCCAUGCGCUGGGAGCACGUUUUGAUCCCCACACUGCCCCCACACCUACUGGAUUACUGCUGUGCGCCCAUGCCCUACCUCAUUGGAGUCCACGCCAGUCUCUCUGAGAGAGUUCGGGAGAAAGCACUGGAAGAUGUUGUGGUGCUGAACGCCGAUUCUAACACUCUGGAGACGCCCUUUGACGAUGUGCAAGCGCUGCCUCCUGAUGUGGUAUCCCUGCUGAGGUUUCGGCUAAGAAAAGUUGCGCUGAGCCCCGGGGAAGGGGUGUCCCGUCUCUUCCUCAAAGCCCAGGCCCUGCUCUUUGGAGGGUACCGCGAAGCGCUUGUCUGCACUCCGGGUCAGCCGGUGACGUUCAAUGAGGAAGCCUUCUUGGCUCAGAAGGUCGGGGCGCCCCUGCAGGCCUUCCACAAAAGAGCAGUGCACCUGCAGCUGUUCAAGCAGUUCAUCGAAACCCGACUGGAGAAACUCAACGCUGGAGAAGGCUUCUCAGACCAAUUUGAGCAGGAGAUUAUUGCCUGCUGUGGGGCUUCUUCAGGCGCCCUUCGAUCCUACCAGCUCUGGGUAGAUAGUCUUAAGAAAGGCAGUGAUGCCCUCCUGCAUUCAGUGAAGGCUAAAACCCGACCAGCUGUCAGGAACAUGUACCUAUCGGCGAAGAGUGGCUUGAAAGGUGUGCAGAACCUGCUCAUGAUUAAGGAUGGAGACUCUGGCCUGCAGAGGGGGGGCUCCCUGAGAACCCCAAGCCACAUCAGCCGCUCAGAACGCCUGCAACAGCGCCUUCCUAUCAGCCAGCACUUUGGACAGAACAGGCCCCUGCGCCCUAGCAGGAGAGUCAAGCGGGAAGGGGCACCUUCCGAACCCCUGGGAGAGAGGAGCCCCGUCUUGAGCCCGAAGGAUGCUCAGAGUCCCUGGGCAGAGGAAACUUUAGACGGCAGCUUUCUGGGGUCGGGAGAAGAACUGGAUCUCCUGGGCGAGAUACUAGACAGUCUGAGUGUGGAAACCAAGAGUGGCGGGCGGCUGAGGGCCAGCCAGAGUCUGAACUGCUGUCAGCAAGGAGCCUCGGAGAGCUGUUUCAGCCUGCCUGACAUCCCAGCAAGGUUGCCAUGGCAACUAGAUGAGGAAGAGCAAUCCCCUGAACCGCAGCCCUGGUCCCUGCCAUCUCUGCAGGACAGCCCGUCUUUAGAGGAAGUAAGCUACUCAAAGAACUCCUGCUCUCAGGCGUCCUCAGACAUCUCGCUGCCACCGCCACCUGCAUCUUCAGCCACUUCAGCAGAUCCCAGCAGCCAAGAGGACCCCAAAUCCUCUCCUCUCACAGAGCUGGAUCCUGGAACCCCACAAAGCCCUCGCUCCAGGCUCCUCACAGUCCCCACUCAGCCUGGUCCUCCAGAAAGCCCCCAACUUCUUGUCCCCACAGAGCCCAACUCUGAUGGUGUCUGGACAUUACAAUCCAGUCAGUCUCCCUCACACUCCAAUUCUCCAGAGGACCCCAGAAAACAUCCUCCCCAGGCCCUGCUGGGUCAGGCUCACAUCCAACCCCUCAAGGAGCUAGGAGCCCUCACUUCUAACAUCUCUCAGAUAAGCAACCAGCAAGCACCCCAGGCCAGGCAACCUCGAGUUGCUGAUCUAAAGAAGCAUUUUGAAAACUGAGAUCAGAG
Messenger RNA from Acomys russatus (golden spiny mouse), 2502 nucleotides. It is a transcript of the gene Dennd1c, whose product is annotated as DENN domain containing 1C. NCBI's taxonomy places the organism in Eukaryota, Metazoa, Chordata, Mammalia, Rodentia, Muridae. The record is from RefSeq and is a predicted model, not a curated record. The coding region runs from base 137 to 2494 and encodes 785 amino acids. The transcript is spliced from 23 exons. Gene Ontology annotation, molecular function: guanyl-nucleotide exchange factor activity; phosphatidylinositol phosphate binding. Gene Ontology annotation, cellular component: intracellular membrane-bounded organelle; cytosol. Gene Ontology annotation, biological process: endocytosis; endocytic recycling.